AUGCAGAGAAAAGCGCUCAGCGCCAGAACUGGAUCUGUAGUCCGCGCUCAGAAUCUGCUUCAGUGCGUUGGGGGUGAAACCGGUUCUGCAAGCGACUGUAGCAGGGCUGCGGACCCCAUGGAAAUCGGUGCCAUCAGUUCCAACACAAUCACUCCUGUACCGGGUAGGGAGUACCUCGCCGACGCCGAUGUGGAGCCUAUCUUUGGCAGGAAAAGGGAUUAG
This is a messenger RNA of Chaetomium globosum CBS 148.51, 222 nucleotides long. RefSeq lists its product as uncharacterized. The record is from RefSeq and is a predicted model, not a curated record. Bases 1 to 222 code for a protein of 73 amino acids. The transcript is spliced from 2 exons. NCBI's taxonomy places the organism in Eukaryota, Fungi, Ascomycota, Sordariomycetes, Sordariales, Chaetomiaceae.